Messenger RNA from Salvia hispanica, 2452 nucleotides. Its product is annotated as microtubule-associated protein 70-5-like. Gene Ontology annotation, molecular function: microtubule binding. Gene Ontology annotation, biological process: cytoskeleton organization. Lineage: Eukaryota; Viridiplantae; Streptophyta; Magnoliopsida; Lamiales; Lamiaceae. The record is from RefSeq and is a predicted model, not a curated record.
GGAGUUGGUUUUAAUUAUCAUAGUCUCUUUGAGCAAAAUUUGAUCUUUCAUCAGAACAGAUGAAAAUACUGCUAUGUGCCAUAUUAUUCUUCAAUUUCUUGAAACUAGAUGAAAAGGGGAAAAUAUGUAGUAGGAGUGUAUAAUGUGUGUUUGUUAAAAAUGUAACUGAUGAUGAUUGGAAAAGGAGGGAAAGAAGGGGUGAAUUUGCGGCCUUGAAAUUUUUACUUUCGGGAGUUUGCUUCAGAAGAGGGAAAUCCAUUCCCUCUCUUUGCGGUCAAUUUCUUGCAAGAAUGGACUCUCUCUCUAUCUCAUUCAGGAGUAGGAGAGUCUCUCUCCUAAGCAUAACUAAACCCUUAACAACUCCUCGUUAUAUUACUCAAUAAAACCCCUUCGAUUUUUGUAAUGUUACUACAGACAUAUUCUUUUUGAGCAGCCAUUUGUUGCAAUAGAGAGACAUAGUCCAAGAAACAUGCCAGGCUUCCAAGCAUUUGGCGGUGAAGAUGUUUCCCUUCUUUCUCAUCCCGACCCUGUUGUGUUGGAGCUCAACAGAUUGCAGAAUCAACUCAAAGAGAAGGAGAGGGAACUGGGAAAAUCUCAAAGUGAAAUUCGAGCACUGAGAGCAACUGAAGCACUGAAGGAUAAGGCUUUGGAGGAGCUUGGAAGUGAAGUCAAGAGGUUGGAAGAGAAGCUAAGAUUGAAUGGAAACCAUCUUGAGCAGAAGCGUCUUGACAUCAAGAAGCUCACAGAUGAAAAGAAGGAAGCACUGGCUGCACAAUAUGCAGCUGAAGCAACUCUUAGAAGAGUUUACGCCAAUCAAAAAGAUGAUGAUUCUAUUCCCAUCGAGUUAGUCAUUGCGCCUCUAGAGGCUGAACUGAAGAUUCAUAAAAACGAGGUUGCAGCAUUACAGGAGGAUAAGAGGGCACUUGAGCGUCUUACAAAAUCCAAAGAAGCAGCAUUGCUUGAAGCUGAGAAAAUACUGAGAAGUGCCCUGGAAAGAGCAUUGAUAGUCGAGGAGGUCCAAAAUCAAAAUUUUGAGCUUCGGAGGCAAAUUGAGAUAUGCCAGGAGGAGAACAAAAUACUUGAAAAGACAAAUAGAUGUAAGGUAUUAGAGGUUGAAAAGCUUAGCCAAACCAUCAAAGAGCUCGAGGAAGCCAUACUUAAUGGUGGAGUAGCAGCCAACACCAUCCGUGAUUACAAGCGACAGAUAUCUGAACUUAACGACGAGAAGAGGACUUUAGAAAGGGAACUUGCAAGAAUAAAAGUUUCAGCAAACCGAGUAGCAACAGUGGUGGCUAAUGAGUGGAAAGAUGAGAACGACAAAGUUAUGCCUGUUAAACAAUGGCUAGAAGAGAGAAGGCUGCUGCAGGCAGAGAUGCAGAAGUUAAAAGACAAAUUAGCAAUCUCAGAGAGAACUGCCAAGGCAGAGGCGCAACUCAAGGAUAAGUUGAAGUUGAGGCUGAAGACAAUCGAAGAAGGAUUAAAGAAUGCAUCUUCGUUCUCUAUAAAUACUAACGGAUCCUACAAGGAUGUGAAGUCUAGCAGCUUCUUUGGAAUCCUGUCAAGUAAUACCAGAGCAAAGAAGAGAUCCAUGUCACAACCUAGGGGAUCUACCAUCACUAAAAGCGCAAUGCAGAUGCUGGAUGAAAAACAGAUGGCGGUCAAUGCUGAAAUGAACCAUAUCAAUAGCUUGAAGAAGAAAAAUCCCAUAUCUGAAAGUUUGUCUAAAAAGAGUCUGUGGGCUUCUCGAAACAAGGUUAUUGGCAAUAGUGGAAAGGAAAAUGCAGAGACGAACAAGAAUGCCAUGGUCAAUGACAAGAUACAGAAAAAAGACGAUGUUACAGAAAUGGGAAACACAACGGGUAUAACCGGUUGCAACAAUGAUAUGAAAUGCUUGGAGAUUGCUGAUAUAGAUGGUGAAGAUAUGGUAUCGGGAGUUUUGUACGACAGGCUUCAGAAAGAAGUUAUACAUUUGAGGAAGUCCUCUGACUUGAAAGACAUGACUCUGCACUCUAAAGACGAAGAAAUCAAGUUUCUUAUGAAGAAGGUCGAAACACUGGCUAGAGCCAUAGAAGUGGAGUCCAAGAAAAUAAAGAGAGAAGCAGCAAUAAGAGAGAAGGAUUCAGCAUUGGUAAAGCUGGAUGAGAAAACAAGGAGCCCAAACUCAUCCAAAAGGUCUGUGAGUGCCUCUUGAAGAUACAUUGCUGGGACUGAGGAAGUCUCUAGAACAAUAGACAUGGUUUAAAGAUCUGUGAUGUAAAUAGGCAGCUUCAUUUGCAUGAAUGCCAGAUAGCAGAAAUAAUAUUAGAGCUGUGAAAUGGUGAGUGCUUAGCUACUAGCUAGCUUCAUGAGUUGUAGGGUGUGAUUCUUCCCUUAAAUUAUCUGAUUUUCCUGUAUAUAUCUGUACAGAACUAUUUUCCUCAGCAGAUUAUUGAAUAAAUUAUAUGUUUAUUUA